Ogataea angusta is the source of this 606-nucleotide messenger RNA. RefSeq lists its product as uncharacterized. The record is from RefSeq and is a predicted model, not a curated record. The transcript has a single exon. Gene Ontology annotation, molecular function: protein binding. NCBI's taxonomy places the organism in Eukaryota, Fungi, Ascomycota, Pichiomycetes, Pichiales, Pichiaceae. The coding region runs from base 1 to 606 and encodes 201 amino acids.
AUGUCCCUUCCUUUGGUCUACGAUUCUGCCUCGAAGAAAGUGUCGCUGGCGGAAGACACGUAUGCCGCGGCGUACGGAGACCUGCAGCUGGAGAUUGCCCAGCUGAACACGCUGAUCAAGGACUACGUCAAUGCAAACGUUGACGUUCCUCCACUGCCUACAAGAGAAAACUACACCAAGAACCUGAGCAUGAUGAUCAAAAAAAUGCACGAGAGCGCGGCCGCGUCGAUGAGGACGAAGAAGUACGCGGACGCCGCCAAGCAGUUCGGCGUUGCGCUCGGCCUGGCCGCUGCAAGACCGAAAUUCGAAAACUUCCAAAUGACGGUCAGCGAGGUGCUGAUCUGUCUCGUUGGCCGGUGCGACGCCAACAUGAUGCUCGAAAACUGGCUCGACGCGUACGUGGACGCCGAGCUGCUGUGCCAGCUGGCCGCCAACAUCCCGGAAAACCAUCUCCGAAAGGGUGUUUGCCAGAUGAAGCUGGGCAACCUGCUUGCUGCCAAGUCCGACCUCGAAAGGGGCCUGUGUUUUAACCCCUCGCACUCCAAGCUGGCCGAGGAGCUCAAGAACGUGCAGCGUUUGAUCGACGAGGAGAACGGCGAGCUGUGA